AUGGAAGCAUCAUCUAACCAACCCUAUUACUGGAGGCCUACGCAGAACCUAAAUCUAUACUCGGGUGACGUAAGCCAAGGAAGCCAGUUUUCCAACAAUUCUACUUCUUCAGUCAGCUUCUCCACAAAUGGCAGCCCCGUAUCGGUAUCACUGCAGGAGUCUCACCCAGACACCGACUAUAACUCUCAGGACGUGGACGAUUUGCAGUUGAGGCUCAGAGAACUAGAAACUGUUAUGCUGGGAACCGAUGAGGAUUUUCAAGACUUAUUUGAUGUUUCUUCUGCUUUGACUGCUGCUACUACUUGGCGUGAUGAUGAUUGCAGGACGAUGAAAGAGAUGAUCGAUAGAGGAGACCUGAAACAAGUGCUUCUUGCUUGUGCUAAAGCAAUAGCAGAAAAUGAGUCGAUAACUGCGGAGUGGCUGAUAUCGAUGGUACGUCCUUUGGUGUCUGUUUCCGGGGAGCCCACACAGAGAUUAGGAGCUUACCUGAUGGAAGGGCUGGUGGCGAGACUAUCUGCUUCAGGCAGCUUUAUCUACAAAUCUCUGAGGUGCAAAGAGCCAACGGGGCCUGAGCUCUUCUCUUACAUGCACAUGUUAUACGAAGCAUGUCCUUACUUCAAGUUUGGUUAUUUGUCUGCAAACGGAGCCAUUGCAGAAGCAAUGAAGAACGAGGACAGAAUCCAUAUAAUCGACUUUCAGAUUGCACAGGGCGGACAGUGGGCGACUCUUAUCCAGGCUCUUGCAGCUCUGCCGGGUCCCCCAAGGCUAAGAAUCACCGGAAUCGAUGAUUCCAGAAACGCGUACGCAAGGGGCGGAGGACUGGAAGUCGUUGGACAGAGACUAACAAAGCUGGCAGAAGCAUGUAAACUUCCGUUCGAAUUCCAUGGAUUGCCUGUUUCCGGUUCCGAGAUCGAGGCUCGACAUUUCAGGAUCGACCCGGGGGAGGCAUUGGCUGUUAAUUGUGCGUUUGUGUUGCACCAUUUGCCAGAUGAGAGCGUGGAUCCUCAGAAUCACAGGGACAGAAUGUUGAGGCUGAUCAAGGGUUUGUCUCCAAAAGUGGUGACUCUUGUUGAGCAAGAAGCUAAUGUGAACACUGCGCCAUUCUUGCACAGGUUCCAAGAGGCGUUGAGCUACUACUCGGCUAUGUUUGAGUCGAUUGAUGUGACUGUUCCCAGGGAUCAUAAAGACCGAAUCAAUGUGGAACAGCAUUGUCUUGCUGGUGAGAUAGUUAACAUAAUCGCAUGUGAGGGUGCUGAAAGGGAGGAGAGACAUGAGCUUCUUGGGAAAUGGAGGUCACGUUUUGCUAUGGCGGGAUUCACUCCGUAUCCUCUUAGCUCUUAUGUCAAUGCCACCAUCAAGACCUUGCUAGACAACUACUGUGACAAGUAUAGACUUGAGGAGCGAGAUGGGGCCCUCUUUCUUGGAUGGAUGAAUCGAGACUUGGUCUCGUCUUGUGCAUGGAAAUGCAACUUUUAG
Messenger RNA from Lactuca virosa, 1476 nucleotides. The record is from the annotation of a GenBank genome assembly. Lineage: Eukaryota; Viridiplantae; Streptophyta; Magnoliopsida; Asterales; Asteraceae.